AUGACUUAUGUUCAUUAUAGAAACAAUUAUAUAUGUUCGAUCCAAUCGGAUGAUACGUUUUAUACGGAGCCCAAUGACAUCAAAUCCCAUAUCAGAGAGUUUUAUAGACGCUUGUAUAGUAAAGGGGACAAGAUUCAGUUUGACAUUUCUAGACUGCAUUUCAAUUGUUUGUCGGCAGCAGAGGGUGAUUCACUGGUCAUGGCAUUCUCUGAGAAAGAGAUUUUUGAUGCUUUGUGUUCUUGUGGGGAGAAGAAAGCACCAGACUUCUUCAGAUUUAAUACCCUGCCUAAGGGUAUUAACACUUCUUUUAUGGUUUUAGUUCCUAAAGUGGCGGGUUCAGCUAAUAUUAAAGAUUAUCGUCCUACUAGUCUUGUUAAUGGGUUCUUCAAAUUGCUAUCCAAGACGCUUUCUCGGAGAUUAGCUACUUUGCUGCCUAAAGUGUACCAGUUUGCUUUCCCGAUUGAAGUUACGGGACCGGUUGUUGCUUGCUUGUGCCUUAAAAUGGUAAAGGACAGAGCCCACGGAGCGGUGGUUCAAGAACGCCUAAGACAAGUAUGGGUUAGGGAUGCUUUUCUGAAGGGUAGAAGUAUUCAGGAGUGCACUAUGAUUGCUAAUGAGUUCGUCCAUUCAGCAUUGAGAAAGAAGGUUAAAUUGCCUGUUUUAAAGCUGGACUUCCAUAAGGCUUUUGAUAGUAUUGAAUGGGAUUACUUGCUAUUGGUGUUCAGAUGUGUGAAGUUUCCUGCUAAUUGGUUGAAGUGGAUGUCCUGUUGUUUCUCUUUGGCUACCACGUCUGUUCUGGUAAACGGUAGUCCUGAUGACCCUAUUAGUUUACAGAGGGGUGUGGGUCAAGGUGACCCCAUUUCCCCCUACCAGUUCGUCUUAGCGGUAGAGGGUUUGAAAUGCUUACUUGAUAAAAUUAUGGAACUGGGGCUAACUCGGGGGUUCUCUUACUCUUAUAAUCAUGAUCCGAUCUCAAUGCUUCAAUUCGUAGACGGUACUAUUUUAUAUGUUCCAAAUGACAUUAAGCAACUCAGAAACUUGACACAUAUUCUUAGAUGUUUUGAGUUAAUCUCGGGUCUAACUAUUAACUUUCAUAAGAUCACUAUUAUGGGUAUUAAUAUUAGUGAGAUUGAGUUAUUGGAAGAUGCGCAGGUGGUUGGUUGCAGGGUUGAAUCUUUUCCAAUCAAGUAUUUGGGUCUUCCUUUAUCGAGCUGGAAGCUUGCGAUGAGUUCUUGGGAUCAUGUGGUGGAGCGUUUCAAAUCACGAUUGGCUUUAUGGAAAGGGUCUCUUCUUUCUGCGGCAGACAGUGGUUUGGAUAUUUCUAAUUUGCAUGUUAGAAAUCAAAGCUUGUUGUUCAAGUGGAUUUGGAAGUCGAGGGUUAGUAAUAAUAAUUCACUUUGGUUUAAAGUCGUGUCUAGUGGCUCAAUUGUGGUAGAUUGGGAUUCACUAAUAAACAACGAUGUUAAAAAAUUAUCGUUGGCAUGGGAGAUUCUAUUUCGCUUUGGAAUGAUAUAUACUUGGAUGGGUGACGCCCUAGCAUCUAUUUUAAGGUUGGCAUGGGAGAUUCUAUUUCGCUUUCAUCUUUCGAACCAAAAGCAUGUUACUAUUAAUGUUAUUCAGGGGUGGAGAUGGAGGCGAAGAUUGAGAGGUAAUGAAUUGUUGUUGCUAAGAGAUUUACAAGCUUCGUUUAGUGUUUUAGUUCCUCGGAUGGAUAGAUCGGAUGAGACUGGGCAAGAAGAAAUUGUGCAGCAACAAGAUGGUUCUGAUCUGGUUUUACAUGGUUUUGAUGAGCAAGAAAGGAAUGGAAGUGUUAUUUUGCAUGGGGCUGUGCAUGGGAACAGUGUGAGCCAAUUAAAUGAGACUAACAAUGUUAGUUUUAGGAGGCAAUCAAAUGUGCAGAAAUCUCAAGCUCCUCCCAAAGUAAAGUUUUUUCUAUGGUUAGCCGUUCAAAACCGACUCCUUUCUCUUAUUUUUCUUGCAAAACGCUCAAUUAUUUCUAUGGAUAAUCUUUGUUCUUUAUGCGGAGAGGACGAAAAGCAGGAGCAUAUUUUUAUUCACUAUGCACUACUAGAAAACAGUAAAUUACCGACAGAAUUUUUUUGA
Mercurialis annua (annual mercury) is the source of this 2103-nucleotide messenger RNA. RefSeq lists its product as uncharacterized. The record is from RefSeq and is a predicted model, not a curated record. The coding region runs from base 1 to 2103 and encodes 700 amino acids. The transcript is spliced from 8 exons. Lineage: Eukaryota; Viridiplantae; Streptophyta; Magnoliopsida; Malpighiales; Euphorbiaceae.